This is a messenger RNA of Carya illinoinensis, 1493 nucleotides long. RefSeq lists its product as uncharacterized. The transcript has 2 exons. The coding region runs from base 35 to 571 and encodes 178 amino acids. Lineage: Eukaryota; Viridiplantae; Streptophyta; Magnoliopsida; Fagales; Juglandaceae. The record is from RefSeq and is a predicted model, not a curated record.
UUCAUUCACUAGUAUAAGAGGACAGAUUCUAUUGAUGGAUCCUUUACCAUCCAUGAAUCGAAUUUUUUCCCUUGUUUUACAAGAGGAAAAACAGAGAGAAAUCAAGAUGAAUUCUACACUGAGCUUUGACUCCAUUGCUGCUGUGACAACUAAGAACACAAAGAAUGUUAACUCAUUCAACAAACAAUCUGGAUCUCGGAAAGAUAGACCUAUAUGCAGUCAUUGUGGAUAUACGGGUCACACCUCAGACAAAUGUUACAGAAUCCAUGGUUUUCCACCAGGAUUUAAAUCCAAGAAAUUCAAUGUUCACUCAGCAAAUCAAGUAUCCUCUUCUACAGUUCAGGAAAGUAAUGAGAUUCCACAGUUAUCAUUCACACAAGAGCAAUGUCAGCAAAUUCUUGCCUUAAUCAAUCACUCUCCCAAAUCAAAUUGUCCUAGCUCAUCAGUAAACCAAGUCUCCAAUUUGGCUGCAGAAAUACCUAACUCAUAUGGUAUUCUUCCAACACCAAAUGUCAAAUAUUCUGAAAACCUUUCAGGGCCUAUCUACAUGGAAAACGAUUGGAGUGGGUGAAGAAAAAGCUGGUCUAUAUCAUCUCUUGCAGAAACACUCGGUUGGUUCAUCAUCUAUUGCUCUUUCAGUCAAUAAAGAAUUCGACCUUUGGCAUUACAGAUUAGGCCACCUUUCUUUGUCUAGGUUACAAAUUUUAAAUAAAUCUGUACCAGAUAUUAAAAUUUCCAAUUCCUCUCCAUGUACUAUUUGUCCAUUAGCAAAACAGAAAUGUCUCCCAUUUGAACUCAGUAAUAACACUUUUUUGAUUCCUUUUCAUCUUGUGCAUUGUGAUAUAUGGGGACCUUUUUCAGUUAAUUCUUUAGAUGGUUCAAAAUUCUUUCUAACAAUUGUGGAUGACUUCUCUAAGUGCACUUGGGUGUAUCUUAUGAAACAAAAAUCUCAAACUAGACAAUACCUGCAAUCCUUCUUUUGUCUUGUUGAAAAUCAAUUCAAUCUCAAGAUUAAAUGCAUUCGGACUGACAAUGGGGCUGAAUUCCAUAUGCCUGAGUAUUAUCUAGCUAAAGGUGUAAUUCAUCAAAGGAGUUGUGUUGAAAAACCACAACAAAAUGGUGUGGUUGAAAGAAAACAUCAGCAUUUGCUGAAUGUUGCUAGAUCUCUUAGAUUUCAGGCCUCAUUACCAUUAAAGUUUUGGGGUGACUGCAUUUUAACAGCAACACAUUUAAUCAUCUUAACUCCUACACCUUUAUUAGCUAACAAGUCACCAUAUGAAGUCCUCCAUUCUUCUCCUCCUUCAUAUACUCAUCUAAGAGUAUUUGGAUGUUUAUGUUUUGCAUCCACUCUUUCCAGAAACAGAUCUAAAUUUGAUCCUCGAGCCAAAAAGUCCAUUUUCAUAGGAUAUCCUUAUGCUGUGAAAGGCUACAAAUUGUAUGAUCUUGAAUCUCAUACAACAUUUUUAUCUCGUGAUGUGAUAUUUCAUGAGUCU